Molecule: messenger RNA, 2161 nt
Organism: Pangasianodon hypophthalmus (striped catfish)
Lineage: Eukaryota; Metazoa; Chordata; Actinopteri; Siluriformes; Pangasiidae
Gene: pdcd2
Product: programmed cell death 2
Exons: 6
Coding region: 163-1233 (356 amino acids)
Cellular component (GO): cytoplasm; nucleus
Source: RefSeq, a predicted model, not a curated record
ACCUUCACAGUUCGCAUUUUUACUCAGAAUCUGGUAGGGACCGCCAGAGCGCGGCCACUUUUCACCACGUCUUCUGUUUCACCCGAACUUUAUUACGGACACGCACAAGAAAGCACGUCGUGCUGAAGAGUUAGCUGAUGCUGUAGCUGAAACUUAGCACAGAUGUCUGGAAACCGUACCGACUCAGAAGGAGAAACUGGGGUUGUGCUGGGCUUUUUAGAGGAGGCAGAGCCUUGGCAGCUCGCUAGCGCUCAGUUUCCCAGUAAAGUCGGCGGGAGGCCCGCGUGGCUGAGCCAGCUGAAUUUACCAACCGUCGCCGAGCUCGUGUGUGAGAAAUGCCAGCUUCCGACAGUGUUUCUCUUACAGGUUUAUGCUCCUAUUGUCGGACAAGAGCGGAGUUUUCAUAGGACACUGUACGUAUUCUGCUGCAAGACACCUGAGUGCUACACUGCAAACGACAACCGGUGCUUUAAAGUGUACAGAAGCCAGUUACCAAGGAAAAAUGACUUCUAUUCGUAUGACCCUCCCCCCGAUGAAGAGCCAGCUGCCAGCGCAGAUGAUGAGCAUGUACUAGGAUCAGGAGUGAAACUGUGCAGGCUAUGUGGCUGCGCCGGACACAAAGCAUGUUCACGCUGCCACACAGUCACAUACUGCAGCAAAGAGCAUCAGGCCAUAGAUUGGAAACAACGGCACAAGAAAGAAUGCAGUAGUGAAUCUUUCUCUGCUUCUGAUGCUGAAAAUUUGUUUCUGUUUCCUGAGUGGGAGUUGGUAACAGAACCUGAAGAACUCCCAGUAAAGGAUGACAAGCCAGCUGACUCAAAUUCAUUGGAGCAAGCAAAUACUGAAUCUUCAGAUUUGGAGGAGAGCGAGUUAGAGUCCAUGGCCCUCCAUGAAUCACAGGACAGUAAAAUGUUUCAGAAAUUUAAGGAGCGCAUAGCUGCAGAGCCACAUCAGGUAUUGCGAUAUUGCAGAGAAGGAUCUCCACUUUGGGUGUCAUCUGAACAUGUGCCCAGCAAAGAAGACGUUCCAAAAUGCCCAUGUGGCACCAACAGAAUCUUUGAAUUUCAGAUCAUGCCACAGUUGCUUAACCACCUAAAGGUGGACAGACCAGAUGCCAGCAUAGACUGGGGGAUGCUGGCCAUCUACACAUGUGCUGCCAGCUGUGACCAAGGCAAAAACUAUUCAGCUGAGUUCAUCUGGAAACAAGACUUCUCAGAGGAUCAGGGAGUUUAACUACUAAAUAAUAUAGUAUAUACUGGUUAUGGCAACAGUGUUGUCAUUUUUCAGAGUGCUGAAAAGCUAAAAAAUAAAUCUUUACACCACCACCACCAAAUUAAGCAUCUCAAUUAAGGGGUGCUGAAGUGUCUCACUAAAUUAAUGAACAGGUUGGUUAAUGUCAUGAGCAGAGAAAUGUUUUAUUUAAUGUGGGAUGAGCCAACUGAAAGAACAGUAUACAAGACACAGUAAACGGAUAAGAAAUUUAUUUGCUCGUUUCAAAGCAAAUCACUAACUGAUGCAAAAAAAAAAAAAUAAAAAAAUUUACAUUAUCAGUGCUUGACAAGAAGCUGAAUAUAACCCAUAUAAUGAAUAUAUAUCUAGCGACAUCAAUCAAAUCACAGUCCAGGCUCUCAGCCAUUCCAAAAAAACUUUCAUGAACAGACAAAUGUUUACAGGGAUUUGUGCAGAAGGAAAGUGCACUUGGCUAUCAGCAAAACUAUUGGUUAUCAAUAUGCACCAUGUAUUUGGAGAGCCAACACUAACAUGGAUGUGAACAGAUAUUAUAUUCAUUACAAGGGUUAGGUGGAAGACUUGCAACAUUUCAGUGAAUAAUUCACAAUGAAAUUACAAAAGUAGUUCUUAACAUACUGCACAGCUGCUUUAACAAAAUAAGCCAGGCCCACCAAAUCAGAAACUUCAACAAUUUUCAACCGAUCUGUGCAUCUUACCACACACACAGCUUCCACUGGGGGCAAAUGAACUUUAACUGCUUGAGACACAUUAUUAACUCUGUAAUAUUUAACACUUUAAAUCCUGAUAAAUAUUUUCAACACUUUUCUUGUAUCUUGACAGUCCUGCACUUCUCAGAAAUUAUCCUAAAAAGAACCUGCCUGCUCGCAGAAGGAAUGUGAAUAAUGUUUAAAAAAAACAAAACAAAACAAAA